Messenger RNA from Salvelinus namaycush (lake trout), 1858 nucleotides. RefSeq names its product general transcription factor 3C polypeptide 5-like. Gene Ontology annotation, cellular component: transcription factor TFIIIC complex. The record is from RefSeq and is a predicted model, not a curated record. Gene Ontology annotation, biological process: transcription initiation at RNA polymerase III promoter. The coding region runs from base 136 to 1731 and encodes 531 amino acids. The transcript has 11 exons. Lineage: Eukaryota; Metazoa; Chordata; Actinopteri; Salmoniformes; Salmonidae.
GUCAAAAUGUUUGAGCUUUUUACGAACCAGAAAACCACACUUUAAUCUGUAAAUUGUUUCGCUAAUUAGUCAACUUAAGUGCAUUCAAAUAACGCAAUCAACUCAAACUGUGACAGUUAUUUAUCUAAAGGUGAGAUGGCAGCAUCCGGGUUAGACGAUUUGAAUUUUACAAUGAAAGAGAUAACCGGCACGCGCCAGUCUGUCUCGGGCAGCACAAGUGAUGAGACGUUCACUGCCAGUGUUGUGCCUGAGAGUUCGUCGACUCUUUCCCUAUCAGAGGACAAUAAACUCGUCUGUGUGGAAUAUCCAGGUAUUAUCUCCAAUGUGGACAAGAUGCUGGAAAGUAUUGGGGGUAUACAAGGGAUGUCCAAGACCUAUGCUGACCCCAGCAGACGGUUGGAACUUCGCUUUCGUCCCCAGGACCCGUUCUGUCACCCUGUCUGUGGAAACCGUUACCCCUCCACCAACCUGCUGCUGCGCAUGAAAAGGAGGGUGCGUAAAGGCAACCCCAAGGAAGCCCAAAUCAACAUGGACAUCCUGGGUGUCAUCGGGACAACAUACAAAUUCCAAGGGAUGGCAGACUUCCAGUAUCUUGCAGUGCAUUCAGCAAAGGACGGCUCACACACAUCCCUCUACGAUAAGAUCAUCUUGCGUAAACCAGAGAAUAAUGAGUUCUUUGAGCAGCCUGUGCCCCUCUUCCUUCCUCCACCCAUCUUCUCUCGCCUGGACAGUGCUGUGGACUAUAACUACCGACCUGAAAUCCAACACAAAGAAGGCCAUUGUCCCCCAACAGUCUCCAGGGAUAAUCUUAUUGGUUUGAGUCGAGCCCGUCGGCCUCAUAAUGCCAUCUUCCUCACUUUUAACGACCAGAACAUCCCCACGGAGCCCAUGGAGGCUGCCAAGGUCAACUGGAAGAGAGUGUGUGUUCACCCCAGUGACAUAAAGGCAGAGGAACAACUGAAGGAGAUGUUUGAGAGCCGGCCCAUCUGGUCCGGGUACGCGGUCAAGGCCAACCUGGACCUCCACCCUGAUAAACUGAAGCUGCUGCUCCCUAUCAUGGCCUACUAUAUGGUGACAGGCCCCUGGAGGAGCCUCUGGGUGAGAUUUGGCUACGACCCUUGCAAGACACCAGAGGCCAAGAAAUACCAGGUGCUGGACUUCAGGAUCCGCUGCAGUACCAAGCACGGAUAUACUAUAAAUGACAUGCCAGUGAAGGCCAAGAGGAGCACUUUCAACUAUACCCUGCCAAUCACACUUAACAAAGCAGUGCCCCAGGCUGCUAAUGUGACAGAUUUACCCCCCGAGGGCCCUGCUGGUGGACGUAGUGCUAAUAUAACCAGAUACCAGCUCAAGGAUUCCUCAUACAUAUUCCGAGAUGGGACCCUGCCCCCCCACAGGCAGAUGUUCUACCAGCUCUGUGAUCUGGAUGUGGAGAGCAUAAGGAACGUGAUCAGUCGGAACGAUGGCCAGGAGGAGGAGUGUGACGAGAGGGAUGGCUGGUGUCUGUCCCACACCUCUGAUGACCUCCGAGAUAUCAUGUCCUCUAUGAUCAAGCAGGUUAUCCGUGCCAAGAGGUCAGAUCCACACUCUUCUGGACCUGAGAGUUCUAUUACCAGGCGAAAGACCCCAGAAAGUGGAGAGGAUGAUGAAGAGGAGAAUGAGGAAGAUGAGUUUCAUCCCUCAGAGGGGAGUGACAAUGAGAUGCAGACAGAGAUGCUGGAUUAUAUGUGAGGAUGGACACGGUCUAUCCCUGCCCUGAGAAAUGGACUGGAAUUGUACAAACUUGCUUCGUUCACUAUACAAACGUACAUUUUUGUGUAUUUGCAAAUUAGUGUGAAUAAAUGUGUUUUUAAGUUGA